UGAAAAACCCAAAGAUAAUAAAAGGACAUGAAUCAUCAAACGGGCGGCUCUUGAAUUUGAGGAUGGCAUGUAUGCUAAUUUGGGCAUAGGAAUCCCUCUCCUGGCCAGCAGCUUUAUCAGCCCAAAUAUAACUGUUCAUCUUCACAGUGAAAAUGGGGUCCUGGGCUUGGGUCCCUUUCCAUUGAAAGAUGAGGAGGAUGCAGAUCUCAUCAGUGCGGGCAAGCAAACAGUCACCGUCAUUCCCGGGGCCUCCUUUUUUGCCAGUGAUGAGUCGUUUGCCAUGGUUAGAGGGGGGCACCUCCAUCUAACAAUGCUGGGGGCCAUGCAGGUGUCCAAAUAUGGUGACCUGGCCAGCUGGAUGAUUCCCGGAAAGGAGGUGAAAGGAAUGGGAGGUGCCAUGGAUUUAGUAUCCAGUCCCAAAACCAAAGUGGUGGUCACCAUGGAGCAUUCUACCAAGGCAAAUGAACACAAACUCGCGGACAAAUGCACAAUGCCACUGCCUGGGAGGCGAUGUGUGAGCCGCAUCAUCACUGAAAAGGCCUUGUUUGACGUGGACCAAAUGAGAGUGACGCUGAUCGAACUCUGGGAAGACCUGGCGGUGGAGGACAUCAGAAGGUGCACGGGGUGUGCUUUCGCCGUGUCCCCAAAUCUCAGGCCAACGCAGCAAGUUGCAACUUAAAGUGUGACGUAAAGCUUUGUCACUGGAAUGUGUUUUUCAUUUUAUCACCAUAAGAUUUAAUGGAGAGGAAGUCAGGAAUCACGUUUAUACAUUUCACAAGCAGUUUCACUAGUUUUCUCCUGGCAUCUCAGACUUUCUACAGCUGGAAUGACUGUUCUCUGAAGAGGGAUAUGACUUUCAUUAAAUAGAAGGCAAAAUAGGAGCUUAUCUUAUAUGUUCUAUAAGUGCUGAGAAAGCGCUCUGCUACCAUCCGUAUGGACACUGGAUGCCCUUUCCACUUUCUGUGAUAUUUACAUUAAAUUA
Messenger RNA from Choloepus didactylus (southern two-toed sloth), 982 nucleotides. RefSeq names its product succinyl-CoA:3-ketoacid coenzyme A transferase 1, mitochondrial-like. Gene Ontology annotation, molecular function: succinyl-CoA:3-oxo-acid CoA-transferase activity. Lineage: Eukaryota; Metazoa; Chordata; Mammalia; Pilosa; Megalonychidae. Gene Ontology annotation, cellular component: mitochondrion. The record is from RefSeq and is a predicted model, not a curated record.